Molecule: messenger RNA, 458 nt
Organism: Mandrillus leucophaeus (drill)
Lineage: Eukaryota; Metazoa; Chordata; Mammalia; Primates; Cercopithecidae
Product: HLA class I histocompatibility antigen, B-47 alpha chain-like
Exons: 1
Coding region: 58-285 (75 amino acids)
Biological process (GO): antigen processing and presentation of endogenous peptide antigen via MHC class Ib; positive regulation of T cell mediated cytotoxicity; antigen processing and presentation of endogenous peptide antigen via MHC class I via ER pathway, TAP-independent
Cellular component (GO): external side of plasma membrane
Molecular function (GO): peptide antigen binding; signaling receptor binding
Source: RefSeq, a predicted model, not a curated record
GACGGCAAGGAUUACAUCGCCCUGAACGAGGACCUGCGCUCCUGGACCGCCGCGGACAUGACGGCUCGGUUCACCCAGCGCAAGUGGGAGGCGGCCCGUGCGGCGGAGCAGGUCAGAGCCUACCUGGAGGGCGAGUGCCUGGAGUGGCUCCGCAGAUACCUGGAGAACGGGAAGGAGACGCUACAGCGCGCAGGUACCAGGGGCAGUGGGGAGCCUUCCCCAUCACCUGUAGAUCGCCCGGGAUGGCCUCCCAUGAGGAGGGGAGGAAAAUGGGAUCAGCACUAGAAUGUCGCCCUCUCUUGAAUGGAGAAUGGCAUGAGUUUUCCUGAGUUUCCUCUGAAGGCCCCCUCUGCUCUCUAGGACAAUUAAGGGGUGACGUCUCUGAGGACAUGCAGGGGAAGACAGUCCCCAGAAUACUGAUCAGGGGUCCCCUUUGUCCCCUGCAGCAGCCUUGGGCA